AUGGUGGGGGAUUUCAUUGAACUUGGCCCUAAGAUAAAUAAGAUUAAUAUGAAAAAAAUCAAUUUUUCAUAAUAAGCAACCCAGAUGAGGAAGAACAAGAAGCUAUAAAAUAAAAUAAAUGAUUAAUAAGAUAACAAAAAUAUUGAAUAAAAAAACAGAAUAAAAAAUAUCUAUCCAAUAAUCAAAUAAUCUGAAUUUAAAAAAAAGGUUAAAUUAGUUCCACCACAACUAUAACCUGUUUUAUACAAUGAAGAAACAAAAUAUAAAAAGAAAAUUAUAAUUAGCCAAGAUAGAGAGCUAUAAAGAUUAGAAGAAGAGAAAUACAAAAACACUCGACGAUAUAAAGAAUUUAAGGAUAGUUUAAAUCCUGAAGAGGAAUAAAAAUUUUAAAUAUGGGAAAUAGAGUUUAUUUAAGUAUUGAUUUUAAAUAACAUGGAUCAUCAACUUUAUAUAAAUAUCUGUUCAAUGGCUAAGUAAGGUUGCAUAAUUUUUAAUCAAAAAUAUUCAAAGAGCUCAUAUUGGAAUUAAAUAGAAUCAACCGAAAGUUUAUUGUCUAAAAUGUAAAUUUCGCAUUUUUUUUCUUUUAAUUAAAAAUUAAAUAAAAUUUUAAUUUUAAUUAACAUCUUGUUUUUAAUCAAAUAUUAAUUUAGGAUUUAUUUUUCCCUGAAUACUUUUAACUAUUUUUUUUUUGCGUUUGGAAAUAUUCAUAUAUAAGUGGAUUUUACUGGAACUCUACAAAGAUUAUAAUUGUUCAGAAUGAUUUCUAAAUUGAUAAUAAUGACUUAAAAAAAAAAAGAAUAAUUUACAAAUUAUAAUAUCAAAAUCAUCAUUAUUUAUUGA
Molecule: messenger RNA, 840 nt
Organism: Paramecium sonneborni
Lineage: Eukaryota; Ciliophora; Oligohymenophorea; Peniculida; Parameciidae
Source: the annotation of a GenBank genome assembly